Messenger RNA from Racocetra persica, 326 nucleotides. The record is from the annotation of a GenBank genome assembly. Lineage: Eukaryota; Fungi; Glomeromycota; Glomeromycetes; Diversisporales; Gigasporaceae.
AUGGCAGCUCAAGAACUGCUUAAAAAUGAAUCUGUGAACUGCUCUAUUCAAGUGGAGGCAGAAUCUUCCAAUCAGAUCUCGUACGAUAGAUGUAUGGAAAAAAGUAGUAAAACCACCAUGCCGCAACUGCCAGAUCUGUCUAAAUUAAUAGAUAAACUAAAGAAUGAUCGUGAGUUUCAUGAAGUUAAAGAUGGAAAAGAUGAAGAUCUUUUACAUCCUGAUUAUUUGGACUACUUCUGUGAAAUAUAUAAUGUCACUAGAGUUCGCCCAUUGUUUGUGGACCAUUCCGGAUUUAUGCUUUUGGUUUUAGAUAAUUGUGGCUUUAU